AUGGAUGGGGAAAAUUGCUCUUCUUUGAAUGAAUUCCUUCUCCUGGGAAUUAGCAAUAACCCUGGAAUCAAAGUGACCCUAUUUACCACAUUUCUAAUUGUUUAUCUCAUUAUUCUUGUUGCAAACCUUGGGAUGAUCAUUUUAAUUAGAAUGGAUUCCCAGCUGCACACACCGAUGUACUUCUUCCUCAGCCAUCUCUCCUUCAGUGACCUCUGCUAUUCCUCAGCAGUUGGACCGAAGAUGCUGGUAGGCCUCAUUGCCAAGAACAAGUCAAUUUCCUUCUAUGGCUGUGCUCUGCAAUGGUUGAUCCUUUGUACUUUUGUAGAUUCUGAGUGUCUACUGCUGGUGGUGAUGGCCUUUGAUAGACACAAGGCCAUUAGCAACCCCUUAGUCUAUGCAGUCAACAUGUCCAGCAGAGCGUGCUCCCUGCUCAUGGUUGGAGUUUACAUGGUGGGAAUUAUGGAUGCUUUGAUAAAUACAAUAUUAACACUCCAUUUAUGUUUCUGUGGAUCAAAUGAGAUUAACCACUUCUUCUGUGAUAUCCCUCCUCUCCUUUUGCUAUCUUGUUCAGACCAGGUCAAUGAAUUAGUGAUAUUUACCAUUUUUGGCUUCAUUGAACUGGUUACUCUUUCAGGACUUCUUGUGUCUUAUCGUUACAUCAUCCUGGCCGUGAUAGAGAUCCACUCUGCUGAGGGCAGGGUCAAAGCUUUCUCCACCUGUACGUCCCACUUAACAGUUGUUGCAAUUUUCCAGGGAGCUCUGCUCUUCAUGUAUUUCCGGUCCAGUUCUUCCUACUCCCUAGAUCAAGACAAAAUGACCUCAUUGUUUUACACCCUUGUGAGUCCCAUGUUAAACCCUCUGAUUUAUAGCCUACGGAACAAAGAUGUGAAAGAGGCCCUGAAAAAAUUUAAAAACAAAAAGUGA
Ceratotherium simum simum (southern white rhinoceros) is the source of this 924-nucleotide messenger RNA. Its product is annotated as olfactory receptor-like protein OLF2. Gene Ontology annotation, biological process: G protein-coupled receptor signaling pathway. Lineage: Eukaryota; Metazoa; Chordata; Mammalia; Perissodactyla; Rhinocerotidae. The record is from RefSeq and is a predicted model, not a curated record. Gene Ontology annotation, molecular function: olfactory receptor activity; G protein-coupled receptor activity. Gene Ontology annotation, cellular component: membrane.